Molecule: messenger RNA, 1265 nt
Organism: Plectropomus leopardus (leopard coralgrouper)
Lineage: Eukaryota; Metazoa; Chordata; Actinopteri; Perciformes; Serranidae
Source: RefSeq, a predicted model, not a curated record
AAAUCAUCCUCAUGCAGCUCACAGCAGAAGACUGAUUCCUCCUUCCUCUCUGUCUGCAGGCAGCCAGUCCUUCUUCAGCCGUAAAGACUCCAUCCGAAACAUCUACACCUCGCUGUACAACGAGCUCAGGAAGGUGGUGACGGCGGGACGUCACGGCCAGCUGGGCUCCGCCUCUUACCUGGAGGACCUGCUGUCACACCUGUCGGAGCAGCUCUGUCACUUCACUCAGGCCCGGAUGGAGAUGGCCGACCUGUACGAGAAGAUGCACGCGCUGGGCAGCCAGAAGAGCAUCAACUCAGACGAGCUGGUCACCACGCUGGAGGCCGUCCUGCAUAAAUACAGCUCAAAGUUCCACCACCCGAUCCUGGGCCGCGUGGAGGAGGGCUUCCAGACGGAGGUGGACGUGGUGACCCAGCUGCUGCGCUGCCAGGCCCAGGUGUCUGAGUGGCACUUCCUGCCCGCUCUGCUCAGCCUGCACGGCGCCAACUCCAAGCUCAUCGCCUGGGGUCAGCUGUUCCAGCGGCAGAAAGAGACCCGCAAGCAUCUGUUCGGAGGUCAGUCCCAGAAGGCCGUGCAGCCGCCGCACCUGUACGUGUGGCUGCAGCGCUUCCAGGCGGCGCUCCUCGCAAAGUUCAGCUUCUAUUUCCAUGAAGCGCUGAGCCGGCAGACCGCUCCGGCCGACAUGAGAGCGCUGACCGCUCGCACCACGCCGGACUACCACGGCAAGAUCUGCUCCUUCAUCCGCAAACACGACGCCAGCAACGUGUCUCUGGUGUUCGACAACCGCGGCUCUGAGAGCUUCCAGGGCCACGGCUACCACCACCCGCACUCCUACAGAGAGGCACCGAAGGGCGUGGAGCAGUUCCCCGCCGUGGUGUCCCUGCCGUCAGGGGAGCGGCCGUUGACGCACUGGCCAAACGUCAUCAUGAUGAUGGGGGACCGCGCCACUGAGCUCAACACUCUGGACAAGGUGGUGCACUUCUACGACGAUAAAGUUCAGAGCACCUACUACCUGACGCGGCCCGAGCCGCACUUCACGCUGGUCGUUAUCUUCGACGGCAGGAAGUCGGAGAAAGAUCUGCACAUCGCCGCCUUCCUGCAGGAGAUCUCCGGCUCGCUGAGGAACUCCAAACCCUUCAGCACCCUCAAACCCGGAUCAAAGGGCUGAAACACGAACUCAUGAAGAACCUCGAGUCAUUUCAGAUAAAUAAGAUGGUUAAACCUUUAAAAACUCAGCAAACUGGUGUGAUUUCCUCCAAAAACAU